Messenger RNA from Acinonyx jubatus (cheetah), 1764 nucleotides. Its product is annotated as cytochrome P450 20A1. Gene Ontology annotation, cellular component: membrane. Lineage: Eukaryota; Metazoa; Chordata; Mammalia; Carnivora; Felidae. Gene Ontology annotation, molecular function: iron ion binding; oxidoreductase activity, acting on paired donors, with incorporation or reduction of molecular oxygen; monooxygenase activity. Bases 147 to 1535 code for a protein of 462 amino acids. The transcript is spliced from 13 exons. The record is from RefSeq and is a predicted model, not a curated record.
GCCCCGGCCCCGCCCCCCGGUGGGCCCAUUGGCUCGCAAGGUCCACAGGGCGCCUCUGCCCUCACGCCCAUUCCGCAGAGCUGGUCAGGCUGAGGCGCUGCUGCCGGAGCGCGGGGUGUGAGACGUGGCUCGUCGGCGGAAGAGCCAUGUUGGACUUUGCCAUCUUCGCCGUUACCUUCCUGCUGGCGUUGGUGGCAGCGGUGCUCUACCUCUAUCCGGCUUCUAGACAAGCUGCAGGAAUUCCAGGGAUUACUCCAACUGAAGAAAAAGAUGGUAAUCUUCCAGAUAUUGUGAAAAGUGGAAGUUUGCACGAGUUCCUGGUUAAUUUGCAUGAGGGAUAUGGACCUGUGGUCUCUUUCUGGUUUGGCAGGCGCCUUGUGGUUAGUUUGGGCACUGUUGAUGCCCUGAGGCAGCAUAUCAACCCCAAUAAGACAUCGGACCCUUUUGAAACCAUGCUUAAGUCAUUAUUAAGGUAUCAAUCUGAUGGUGGGAAUGUGAAUGAAAACCACAUGAGGAAAAAAUUAUAUGAAAGUGGUGUGACUAAUUCUCUGCAGAGUAAUUUUGCUCUCCUGCUAAAGCUUUCAGAAGAAUUAUUAGAUAAAUGGCUCUCCUACCCAGAUUCGCAGCAUGUACCCCUCUGCCAGCAUAUGCUUGGUUUUGCUAUGAAGUCUGUUACACAGAUGGUGAUGGGUAGUACAUUUGAAGAUGACCAGGAAGUCAUUCACUUUCAGAAGAAUCAUGGCACAGUUUGGUCUGAAAUUGGAAAAGGCUUUUUAGAUGGAUCACUUGAUAAAAGUAUAACUCGGAAAAGACAAUAUGAAGAUGCUCUUAUGCAACUGGAAUAUAUCUUAAAGAAAAUCAUAAAAGAACGAAAAGGAAGGAACUUCAGUCAACAUGUUUUCAUUGACUCCUUAGUACAAGGGAACCUUAAUGACCAGCAGAUCCUUGAAGACAGUAUGAUAUUUUCUCUGGCCAGUUGCAUAAUAACUGCAAAAUUGUGCACCUGGGCAAUCUGUUUUUUAACCACCUCUGAAGAGGUUCAGAAAAAACUUUAUGAAGAGAUAGACCAAGUUUUGGGGAAGGAUCCCAUUACUCCAGAGAAAAUUGAGCAGCUCAGAUAUUGUCGGCAAGUACUUUGUGAAACAGUUCGGACUGCCAAACUGACUCCAGUUUCUGCCCGGCUUCAAGAUAUUGAAGGAAAGGUUGACAAAUUUAUUAUUCCUAGAGAGACUCUUGUUCUUUAUGCCCUUGGUGUGGUACUUCAGGAUCCCAGUACUUGGCCAUUACCACACAAAUUUGAUCCAGACCGGUUUGAUGACAAAUCAGUAAUGAAAACUUUCUCCUUGCUUGGAUUCUCAGGCACACAGGAAUGCCCAGAGUUGAGGUUUGCAUAUAUGGUGACCACAGUACUUCUGAGUGUAUUGGUGAGAAGGCUACACCUACUUUCUGUGGAGGGACAAGUUAUUGAAACUAAGUAUGAACUGGUAACAUCAUCCAAGGAAGAAGCUUGGAUCACUGUCUCAAAGAGAUACUAAAAUUUUAUACAUUCAGCUUUCUGGAGGGAAAUGAUGGUUUAGAAAAAUCUGUAUUAAAUCCUUUUAUAAACUAAGUAAUACUGUGGAAUAUAAAUACAUACUAGUACUUCAUUAUGUAAAUUUGGAUUUUUGUAUAUCAGAUUUUCUUAAUUCAUGAUAUACAUUGAUUCUUAUUAUAUCAAUAUAAUGAUAAUUUUAAUGGGAAGCUCUCUGCUUUUUUGUUUUAUCA